Molecule: messenger RNA, 338 nt
Organism: Saccostrea echinata
Lineage: Eukaryota; Metazoa; Mollusca; Bivalvia; Ostreida; Ostreidae
Exons: 3
Coding region: 15-338 (107 amino acids)
Source: RefSeq, a predicted model, not a curated record
AAACUUUGGUUAAGAUGGUGAAACCAAAGUACAGACGCCAUGGGUUCGUUUCGAAAACGAAGAAGGAGAGAUAUGAAAAAGUAUCUGCAGGGCAAUUGACCCGAUGGAUUAGGGGAGCUAUUCUUAGAGACCACAAUUACUCCGCCAGUGCAACUCCUGUUAACAUUGAUCAUGAUCAAGAAUUGCCAAAUUUAAAUAUACUGGAAAGAGAGGAGGUGGUGGAUGGGGGAGAAGUGACUACAUCUGAGGAUUGGAAGGAGGGAAGGAGAGUGGUAGAACUUGGAGUGUUAGCUGAGGGCUUGCAGGGAUGUUGUCUGUUGCAGCAAUACAAAGUGUAA